UUUUCCCUCUCGUCUUUUCUUCUGUGAGGUUAAAGGUCACAGGACAGCGAGCCAAGAUGACAACAUUGCGACCGUUUACCUGCGAUGAUUUAUUUAAAUUCAACAACAUCAACCUGGACCCUUUGACAGAGACUUAUGGGAUCCCGUUUUACCUGCAGUACCUGGCUCACUGGCCGGAGUACUUCAUCGUUGCCGAGGCUCCUGGUGGUGAACUCAUGGGCUACAUCAUGGGGAAGGCGGAGGGAUCUGUGGCUCGGGAGGAGUGGCACGGUCACGUCACCGCUCUGUCCGUCGCCCCCGAGUUCAGACGACUGGGACUCGCCGCCAAACUGAUGGAGAUGCUGGAGGAGAUCUCCGAGAGGAAGGGGGGAUUCUUUGUGGAUCUCUUUGUGCGCGUCUCAAACCAGGUGGCGGUGAACAUGUACAAACGCCUGGGCUACAGCGUCUACAGGACGGUCAUCGAGUAUUACUCGGCCAGCAACGGAGAACCGGACGAAGACGCUUAUGAUAUGAGGAAAGCUUUGUCCAGAGACACGGAGAAGAAGUCGAUCAUCCCGCUGCCGCAUCCUGUCAGACCAGAAGACAUCGAAUAACAGUAGACGGUGGCUCUCUCCGCACGCCCGAUAAUCACACGUGGAUCAUUAAAUCACAGCGUCCUGCUCGGUUUACUUUGUACAUAUAUUUCUUGACCGUUACUCUACGCCUCAUCGUCAGAGAGCCACUGAUUGUACACAUUUAAAUCCAUGAACAUGAUCGGUUCAAUAAACUUUGCAGAAUAAAAGACGACAA
Labrus mixtus (cuckoo wrasse) is the source of this 789-nucleotide messenger RNA. RefSeq names its product N-alpha-acetyltransferase 20, NatB catalytic subunit (gene naa20). The transcript is spliced from 6 exons. Gene Ontology annotation, biological process: N-terminal peptidyl-methionine acetylation. The record is from RefSeq and is a predicted model, not a curated record. Gene Ontology annotation, molecular function: protein-N-terminal amino-acid acetyltransferase activity. Gene Ontology annotation, cellular component: NatB complex. NCBI's taxonomy places the organism in Eukaryota, Metazoa, Chordata, Actinopteri, Labriformes, Labridae. The coding region runs from base 57 to 593 and encodes 178 amino acids.